Molecule: messenger RNA, 534 nt
Organism: Dioszegia hungarica
Lineage: Eukaryota; Fungi; Basidiomycota; Tremellomycetes; Tremellales; Bulleribasidiaceae
Exons: 2
Coding region: 1-534 (177 amino acids)
Source: RefSeq, a predicted model, not a curated record
AUGACGAGCCUCUACGCAGGCAAUGACGAUCUCUAUGAUGUCCGCUCAACCAUCGAGUGGCUCACCAACAGCAGCCCCUACCUCUCCAUCGACUGGCCGACGUAUGCGCUAGUUCAAAGCUGGUGUCAGCACCCUGACAAACUUGGCAUAAUCGUCUCCACCCUAACGGAACGGCUCAAAUCUGCUGCACCAUCGUCAUUCAAGGCGGUCAUCCUCCUACAGGCCAUCCCGUCAGCCUCCCUGGUACCCCUCAUCGACGCCCUCGAGCCGCUGGCGGCCAACACCGACAAUGCCUAUAUCGCACUAAUCGCCAAAUCCCUUCUUGACGCGGCCAAGGCGGAAAAGUCCAAGGCGGAGGAGGAGGAUGCCAAGCUCAAGUGGGAAGAGUGGUCUGGGAGGUUUGGGCGGAGCGCAGUCGGCUGGCUACCUCUGCCAGAGCCUAGAGAGCCUGAGUGGGGAUGGUAUGGGAUGCGGUGGGUGCCUGAGCAGGCAUGGUGGCAGCAACAGCCAGAGGUCAAGGAAGAGGAGGGUUGA